GCAGGCAGAUAAGGUAACCAGGUGCCUCCGGUGGGAGGAGAAGCAGCCGCCGGGUGGGGGUGGGGAACGGGUGGGGGGAGGGAAACGGACAAACUGGGGUUUGUACCUGAGCCACCUGCAAUCCCCACCGCCGCCGCGACGACUCAGCCUCAGGAGGGUGGCUUCAGCCAACUGGAAAGCGGCUCAGCCGGGCACGGUUGUCCAGGCCAUGGAGAAGCCGGUUCGAGCUCUACGGCCUCAGCCGAGGAGGGGAAGGGGAGAGAUGUGGUGGUGGUGAUGUCCGCACCGGGCGCAACUCCCGCCGCCUCCAGCUCAGCGCCGCUCCCGCUGCGGCGGCCCUAGUCGCCGCCUGUCCGAGUUUUGACGUUUCCUAUUGUUGCCGGAAGUGACGGCCUUCCCGUGCCCUAGAAGACAAAAGAUGUGCGUUUCGCCACUUCACGAUUCGUCACCCUCUCGUUGUCUUCCCAUCAUGCUCCUCGAGGUCCCCGAGACUCCCCUAAAUCGCCCCCGCCUUGGUUGUCCUCUCCUGUCGGCUCCGGGGCCUUUGAAAACCUCGGUGACCCCCGCCCCGCUCCGCGAGGGGUACUGACGCCGCCGUCUGGAAUCUGCGGCGGGGGUGCUAGAGCAUGAAGGAGGGGCUAAAUUCGCUCCGCCUCCCGGGGAGCCCGGCGGCCUGGUAGCCUCGGCCCGGGUCGUAAACGGUCGGCGCGGCGCGUGAAGCGGCGCAGGCGCCGUCCUGACACUGUGCGCACAGGACCUGCUCGCUGCCCGCAGCCUCUGCGACUCCGGGGUCUCUGACACGGCUUCUUUGGCCCGCGGUCUUACGAGGUGAAAAUCCCAUCAAAACCAGAGUUUAAUUCUAUUUUGGAUAAUGGCAACUGGUGAUUUAAAAAGAAGCUUACGAAAUCUAGAGCAAGGAAUUCGAUUGCUUGGUUAUCCGAGAGAGGUGGAUUAUUCAGGCUUAGUAAAAGGAGAUCCUGCAGCAUAUUUGCCUAUUAUCAGCCAUUCCCUGACUUCUUAUUCAACUUAUGUAGCAGAAUUUUUGGUCAUCUCCAAUACAGAACUCACUGCAAAGAAUGAUUAUCGAUUCAUUGAUUCUGUCUAUAAGCUUCUUCGAGAUAAAUUUCAUUAUAAACCCAUUUUGACAAAAAAACAGUUUUUCCAGUAUGGGUUUGUCGAAUGGAAGAUACAGAUUGUCUGUGAUAUUUUGAAUUUAGUGAUGAAAAAACACAAGGAGCUGUGUAACCUGGAUAAGGCUGUAGCACAGAAAAAGAAAAUUCGUCCCGUGAAGUCAGAGGCUUUUAUAAAUUUUGAGAAAACUCUUGUAGAACCUGUUGUUCCUGACUUCACAUUUAGGGCUGUGCCUUCAGAACAGAAAAAGCCAAUUGUGGAACGUCACCCAAAUAGUGAAAAUUUUUCUCACGUACUCUUUUCUGAAACUGAAGGUAAUGAAAAUUUUGAUGAACCUGGAAGAGAUGUUAUUGAAAUCACGUGUGAAUCACAAGACACAGAACUUAAUGCUAAGAUUGAAGAUCUACGGAGUAUGCUUGCUGAAUGCCAAGAAAAACUUAAAAAACAGAUAUUGAUAGAGGAUAAGUUACGUUAUUUGGAAGAACAACUGAAAGGAAAAGUGAUUAUGCAGGAACUGGACUCUGAUGUAAAUUCUGAAAUUGCAGAAAUACGAAACAUUCUUGCUGAAUGCCAAGAAAAACUUAAAAAACAGACUUUGAUGGAGGAUAAGUUACGUUAUUUGGAAGAACAGCUAAAAGGAAAAGUUAUUAUAGAUGAAAUGGUCUGGAAUAAUCUUUUAAGUCGUGUCACCCUCCUUGAAACAGAAAUGCUCCUACACUUUAAAAAGCAUGAUAUACCUUUAGAAACUGUUGAUAUGAAAGAAGACCAUAAGUACAGCAGGAACAGGGAUCUAUCAUCUCCUGAUAGAAAAAGGAAAGAAGAGAUGCCAGAGAGUCUUCAUCAGCAGUCAUCUGGAUACAACUUACUAUUAUCCACAGAUUCCUCUCCCCAACCCAGUACCAUUAAUUACUUUGGUUUGACAGAAGCUUCAAAGGAGACAACGAUGGAGAAAAUAGAAAGGAUAAAAAGAAUGUUUCAAGAAACUGCUGACUUGUUGAAGUAUUCCAAUAACUCAUCUUAGAAAUAUCUCCUUGGACUUCAGAGACUCGACACUGAACAUUUUCUUCAGGUUUUGUUUGUGCAGUUUUAAAUAUAUAUUGAUAUUGCUACAUUGAGAAUUCCAUUUGGUGUUUUCGUUAUUGAAGAAAUAAUUUAAUUCUAAAAAGCUGUAAUUACACUACUUUACUGUGUUUGAGCUUUUUGCGAGGAAAAUAUUCCUGUUGUUCCAAGUAGAUUUCUUUUGCAGAGUGAAGUCAUUACAGCAGUGUAUUUUUGUGUUGACAUUUGUUGGCAGUGUGCUAAGUAAUAUGUUUUUUAAAGCGCAGGCUUGAGGACCACAGUUUACAUCCUGUUGGAAAUUCUCCAACGGGGACUUGCAUAUUGCACCCAAGAGAUUUACAUGCAUACCAUUUUGCCAUCUGUGUAGUCAAAUAAGUUGCAAUGAAAAGUUAAAUAUACACAUUGCGAAUGAAAAUGUUUUUAUUUUUAAAAACGCAUCUUUUUUUUCAACUUAGAAAAGUAGUGAUGCAUUAGAUUCUCAAUUAACAUUGAAAUAGUGGAGGUCAAUGUGAUUCUGUAUUUCUGUAUUUGUGUGUAGGUCUGAAGUCUUACUGUGAAAAAGGUGUUGAGUGUUUUAGUGUCAUAUUCAGUAACACAUUUUAAGACCAGCAGCACAGAUGGAGACCAUCCAGAGUUAUAAAGAUACACAAGCAUGUUUUGGGAUUUUGUUCUUUUUUUUUUUUUUUUUUUUUUUUGGUCUUGGCAAGGGGACACCAUGAUUUGUAAUUAUAAAUUUCUUUGUAGAUGUGGAUGAUGUUGAUGGAAAGUUUACAUGAACUUGAGACAAGAAAAAAAAGGAAUUUAAAAAUUUCUCAAUUUUAAAAAAUCAUAACACAAGUUUGCUCUGAACAGGCUUCAAGAGAAGGCAACUCCUUUAUUAUGAAGGUGGAAAACAGCUUUUUCCUUUGAUUUUCUUUUCCCCUAAAUCUAUGUGAGUAAGAAUCUUAAUUUUUAACUUAAAUGUUUUGUAUGACACUAAAGUCAAAUAAAAUAAUGUUAACUUAAGGC
Trichosurus vulpecula (common brushtail) is the source of this 3198-nucleotide messenger RNA. RefSeq names its product centrosomal protein 44 (gene CEP44). Lineage: Eukaryota; Metazoa; Chordata; Mammalia; Diprotodontia; Phalangeridae. The record is from RefSeq and is a predicted model, not a curated record. The transcript has 12 exons. Gene Ontology annotation, cellular component: centrosome; spindle pole. The coding region runs from base 872 to 2152 and encodes 426 amino acids.